ACGGCCCGGAAGCUGCCUGCCGGUUACCGCGAGAGCAGAAGUAGGCCUGGCUUCUGAGCAAGUCUUUUUGGCUAGGAUGAACCAUGUUAAGGACUCUGCAUUUGCAUAUACUGCUUAGGAGCCGCAUCAAGAGGUACCACGGCCUUGAAGGGACUCUUUUAUUGAGAAUCGAUGUCUUCUCCUUGGUAAUUGAUCACCGUAGACCCAGGGACACUCGACUCAUCAUCAGGGGAGGCUAAUCAUCAUGAAUAAUCAGAAAGCUGUAGUUGUGCUCCUGCAAGAGUGCAAGCAAAUACUGGACCAGCUUCUGUUGGAGGCGUCAGAUGUGUCCGAGGUGGAUAAGAGCGAGGACCAGCGAUGCAGAGCUUCACUCCCCAGCGAGUUAAGGACCCUGAUCCAGGAGGCAAAGGAAAUGAAGUGGCCCUUCGUGCCUGAAAAGUGGCAGUACAAACAAGCCGUGGGCCCAGAGGACAAAACAAACCUGCAGGACGUGAUUGGCGCCGGGCUGCAGCCGUUACUGGCGGCCCUGAGAGCUUCCAUCCUCGCCCGGGACGGCACCACCGCCGCGGCCAUCGUCUUCCUGAGCGACCGCCUCCUGUACGGGCUCGACGCUUCCCGGCCGCUGCUGCAGGUCGCCCAGGGGCUCCACCGGCUGCAGCCCGCCGCGCCCGUCGCCCCGCAGCUGGUGAUUCGCCAGGCGCGCGUCUCCAUCAACGCAGGGAAACUUUUGAAAGCAGAGUAUAUCCUGGGCAGCCUGAUCAGCAACAACGGAGCAACAGGUACCUGGCUGUACAGAAAUGAAAGUGACAAGGUCCUGGUGCAGGCGGUCUGCAUACAGAUCAGAGGGCAAAUUCUGCAGAAGCUAGGGAUGUGGUAUGAAGCGGCAGAGCUAACGUGGGCCUCCAUCGUAGGCUAUCUGACACUUCCUCAGCCCGAUAAAAAGGGUAUCUCCACAUCACUAGGCACCCUGGCAGACAUCUUUGUUUCCAUGAGCAAGAAAGAUUAUGAAAAGUUUAAAAACAAUCCACAAAUUAACUUGAGCCUGCUGAAGGAGUUUGCCCACCACUUGCUGUCAGCCGCGGAAGCCUGCAAGCUGGCAGCCGCCUUCAGUCCCUACACGCCGCUCUUCGUGCUCACCGCUGUGAAUAUUCGUGGCACGUGCUUGUUGUCAUACAGUAGUUCUAAUGACUGUCCUCCAGAAAUGAAAAAUUUCUAUCUGUGUGAAGCCAAAGAGGCCUUUGAAAUUGGCCUCCUCACCAAGAGAUGUGAUGAGCCGGUUGCUGGAAAGCAGGAGCUUCACAGUUUUCUCAGAGCUGCUUUUGGUCUCACCACGGUGCACCGAAGACUCUAUGGGGAGGCGGAGGCGGUGCAGGCAGCGAGCCAGCUCUGUCGUGAAGCCAUGGGAAAGCUGUACACUUUCGGCACCUCCUCCAGAAGUCUGGAGCGAGAAGCCCUCUCUCAGGACAUCAUGUCUAUUAUCACCCAGGUGAAGGAUCGUUUGCAAGUUCAAAGCUUCUCAAAGUUAGAUGACAAGUCUUAUGUUCCAGAGGGCUUCAAGUGUGGGCUGGAUAAACCCCUCUUGCAUGGGCAGGUGGAUUUCCAAAAAAUCCUUCAAACCUAUUCCCAGCACCAUACUUCAGUGUGUGAAGUAUUUGAAAGCACUUGUGGAAACAACAAAAAUAAACAGAAAUAUACAGAAACAGGAGUCUGUAUCACUGCUCUAAAAACAGAAACAAAAAACAUAGAUACGGUGAGUACCACUGAGGACAAACCACGUUUUCAAAAAGGCUUGGGAAUAUCUUCCUCCCAAAUGGCUAAGAAUGGUCAAGAGAGGCUUGGGAGAGUAGGAAGGAGAAACUGGACACAUUCUGCGGCUUUUCGAGUCUCCUUGGACCAAGAUGCUGAGGCUGAGGCUGAGGCACCAGACCACAGCGAUGCUGGGGGAGCUGUUUUGAACAAGUCUCUGAGUGACAGCCAGAGCUCCAGCUCCUGGAGCAAGUUAUCAAAGUUUAGUUCAUCUGCGAGCUGGGAGGAAGUGAAUGAUCAUGCUGCUGAUAGGUCAGCCAGAAAAGAGCCUAGCAAAGAACAUCUUGUGGACACUCAGUGUUCCACUGCCCUGUCUGAAGAGUUGGAGGUGAAUGGGGAAAGCAGAGAUGUGCAUUCACUGUCUUCACAGCUUCAGAGUGUCUCUCUCCAUGUGACAUCCAAGGAUGACAAUUUAGAGUCUUCCCAAAAUCAACCACACAAACACAUGCCCUUGACAGCCUUCCCUCCUCACAGCACAACAGGCACUUUCUUGGCCUCUGGUGCAGGGCGUUUAGAAGGAGCUCCAGAAGGUAUGCAGGAAGUCAGAAAUAUGGGAUCCAGAAAUACUUCUGCUCAUUCCAGACCCUCGUUUGCUCCUGCUUCUUCAUCUUCUUCUGAUUCUGGUUGGCCCAAGAACAUGGCCACAUAUCCUUCAAUCCAAGAAGAAGAAACCUUUGAAAUAAUUGAUCAGUUUCCAGAAAUCAACUGUAAUGCCAAAGACAGGUAUGGGGAAGAGAAGGGAGGAGAAAUCAAAAGAGGCACAAGCCCUACAUUUAAAGACAACCCCUCCUGGGUUGACCCAGAAGGAGAAACAGCAGAGAGAGAAGAGGAUAUGCCCUUAGACUCUCACAUGAUCAUGGAUGAUCCUCUGGGCAAAAGUCCCCUGAUGGCAGGUUUCACUCCUCACUGGCCUGUUCAAAAUCCGGACUCAGGAGAAAGUGGUGGCUCAGUCAGAGAGCUGGGCAUCGACCCUGAUGCCUCCACGGUGGAUGAGGAGGGCCAACUGCUCGACAGCACAGAUGUUCACCCCACGAGUGGACGUGGCUCUCACAGACUAGGUGCUCUGAGGCAGCCGCAUGGUCAGGGAGCCGAGACCCCCAAUUGCUCUGUAAGCAGCAACAUUCCCUUCCCUGUGCUCGGCGAAGACUGCACUACUACCGAGGAAGGAAAGGAACCUGGACACGUGCUCAACUGCAGCCAGAACUCCAACUCGUCCUCAGUGUGGUGGUUGAAAUCACCUGUAUUUUCCAGCGGUUCUUCUGAGGGGGAAAACCCAUGGUUCUUUCUGAAUUCCAGUGGAAGUUCUUUUGUUUCAUUGCCAGGAAUGAUGAGGCAAGAGAUCCUUGAGGCUCGCACCCUGCAGCCUGAAGACUUUGAAAAACUCUUGGCAGGGGUGAGGCAUGACUGGCUGUUCCAAAGACUGGAGAAUACGGGAGUGUUUAAGCCCAGUCAACUCCACCAAGUACACAAUGCUCUUUUGUUAAAAUAUUCGAAGAAUUCUGAAUUGUGGACAGCCCAGGAAACUGCUGUGUACCUGGGGGACUACCUGAAUGUGAAGAAGAAAGGCAGACAGAGAAAUGCUUUCUGGGUUCAUUAUCUCCAUCAGGAAGAGACUCUGGGGAGGUAUGUUGGGAAAGAAUAUAAGGACCCGAAGGGGCUCUGGCACCACUUCAUCGAUGUGGAGAGGCAGAUGACUGCACAGCACUAUGUGACAGAAUUUAACAAGAGACUCUAUGAGCAAAACAUUCCAACACAGAUAUUCUACCUCCCAUCCACAAUAUUACUGAUUUUAGAGGACAAGACAAUAAAGGGAUGUGUCAGUGUGGAACCUUAUAUGCUGGGAGAAUUCGUAAAAUUAUCCAAUAACACGAAAGUGGUGAAAACAGAAUACAAAGCCACAGAAUAUGGCCUGGCUUAUGGCCAUUUUUCAUAUGAGUUUUCCAACCAUAGAGACGUUGUAGUCGAUUUACAAGGUUGGGUGACUGGCAAUGGAAAAGGGCUCAUCUACCUCACAGAUCCCCAGAUUCACUCUGUUGGUCAGAAAGACAUCACUACCAAUUUUGGAAAGAGAGGAAUUUUUUACUUCUUUAAUAACCAGCAUGUGGAAUGUAAUGAAAUAUGUCAUCGUCUUUCUUUGACAAGACCUUCAACUGAGAAACUAAAUAAGUCAUAGACCUUCUGGAGUGGCCAUGCCAUAGCUUAGGUGCUGCUCACUGAACACAGGUUCUCCUCUCCUUCUGGGCACACAGAUUGUGUCACCUUGUCCCUUUGGGCUUAGGUGGAGCAAUGCGACUGCUUCUGUCCAGUGGUUUGUGAGAGGAAUCAAGAGUCAUUUCAGGCCCAUAUUUAAUUGCCAGUGCAAGACCCUGCAGAGUCUCUUUCCUCUACCACCACCAGCAAGACCACAUCAGGAGGCAGCUGCCUAUCAUCGUAAGUCCAGCAGUGAGGACAACACGGAAAAGAGCCCCAUGA
This is a messenger RNA of Equus quagga, 4278 nucleotides long. RefSeq names its product alpha kinase 1 (gene ALPK1). The coding region runs from base 245 to 3979 and encodes 1244 amino acids. Lineage: Eukaryota; Metazoa; Chordata; Mammalia; Perissodactyla; Equidae. Gene Ontology annotation, molecular function: ATP binding; protein serine/threonine kinase activity. The transcript is spliced from 14 exons. Gene Ontology annotation, biological process: protein phosphorylation. The record is from RefSeq and is a predicted model, not a curated record.